Molecule: messenger RNA, 1161 nt
Organism: Olea europaea var. sylvestris
Lineage: Eukaryota; Viridiplantae; Streptophyta; Magnoliopsida; Lamiales; Oleaceae
Product: signal recognition particle receptor subunit beta-like
Exons: 7
Coding region: 130-915 (261 amino acids)
Biological process (GO): protein targeting to ER
Cellular component (GO): signal recognition particle receptor complex
Source: RefSeq, a predicted model, not a curated record
CAUCCGGCCCGAACUCACUUAAUAAAGUUUCAGGGUUUCGGUUUCCGUUUCCUGUCAGAUUCAUUUCGUGAAAUCCAAGUAAAAUUUCUCCGGAAAGAACAGCCUGUUCCGAUCUGGUUUCUGGCCAGAAUGGAUAAGGAGAAAAUUGAGGAAUUGAAAAUCCAAAUGCAUAAACGGUUGAACGAGGCCCAAGAAUUUAUUCAGCAAGUUCCACCAAUUCAGCUUUAUGCCGCAAUUGGAGUAGUCUUGUUCACCACAUUUCUCUUCACUAUUAUUCGAUUAUUUAAGCGUAAGUCAGCUAACACUGUUGUGUUAACUGGGCUUAGUGGAAGUGGAAAAACUGUUCUAUUUUACCAGCUUCGAGAUGGCUCCCCUCAUCAGGGUACUGUGACAUCAAUGGAACCAAAUGAAGGUACUUUUGUGCUACACUCCGAAACAACAAAGAAGGGGAAAGUUAAACCUGUUCAUCUUGUUGAUUUUCCUGGGCAUUCCCGUCUUCGAACCAAACUAGAUGACUUCUUGCCACAAGCAGCAGCAAUUAUUUUUGUGGUUGAUGCUGUGGAAUUUUUACCAAAUUGCCGUGCUGCUUCAGAGUUCCUAUAUGAUAUUUUGACCAAGGCAAAUGUGGUGAAGAAAAAGAUUCCACUGUUACUCCUUUGCAACAAGGUGGAUAAAAUUACUGCACAUACAAAGGAUUUUAUCAGAAAACAGCUGGAAAAGGAAAUUGAGAAGCUUCGCGCAUCAAGAACUGCACUAUCUUCAGCAGACAUUGCUAAUGAAUAUACUCUCGGGAUACCUGGAGAAGCCUUUGCAUUUUCUCAGUGCCAUAACAAAGUGACAAUUGCAGAAGCAUCUGGUUUGACUGGCGAUAUAUCUCAGUUAGAGCAAUUUAUCAGGGAACAUGUAAAGCCUUGAUAUUAUAUGCAGGACUUCAGGAAGAUCUGAUUAGUUUGAUUGUGAGAUGCUAAUAUUGCAUUUAUCAAAUUGCCGACCUCAUGGAAUGCACUUACAUGUUUUGUAAGGAAGGUAUUGUACUGCGUAUGAAAGAUGUACUGUGUGCGGUAAAUGAAUUGGGAACAGAAAACUAGAGGCUCUUUUUGGAUGUAUUUUAACAUCUUCAACAUUAAUUGAUAGAAAAUAAUCUCUUAUGGUUGAACGAAA